Molecule: messenger RNA, 1386 nt
Organism: Puntigrus tetrazona (Sumatra barb)
Lineage: Eukaryota; Metazoa; Chordata; Actinopteri; Cypriniformes; Cyprinidae
Gene: ica1
Product: islet cell autoantigen 1
Biological process (GO): regulation of transport
Cellular component (GO): Golgi apparatus
Molecular function (GO): protein domain specific binding
Source: RefSeq, a predicted model, not a curated record
AUGCAGACAUUCAUUAUAAAACAGCAAGCGCUUUCUCAUUUUGAUCACCUCCUCCAAAGUCAAGAAUCCUCCGUGGUCAUUAAGUUCCAGCAGAAGUACUGGAAAACCAAGCAGACGCUGAUCAAAGUCACAGGGAAGAAGGAGGAUGAGCAUGUUGUGGCUUCCGAUGCUGAUCUGGACGCUAAACUGGAGGUGUUUCAUUCAGUACAGAGAACAUGCAUGGAGCCUAAGGUGAUCGAGCAGUAUCAAAGGAGAAUCAGCUGUGAAAUAGACACAGGUCGGUUCCUGCGUUCACAGGCUCUCCAGGACAAAAUCGCUGGAAAGAUCAUGCAAGCUACUGGGAAAGCUCUCUGCUUCUCCUCACAGCAAAGGUCUCUCUUGCGAGGUCCCCUGGGCCGUCUUUAUCAGGAGGUGGAGCGUUUCGUUGCGGGCAAAGCCAUUUCCGACACCGUGGUGGUGAACAGGAUGGAGCAGUCACGGACCGAGUACAGAGGAGCUCUGCUGUGGAUGAAGGACAUUUCUCAGGAGCUGGACCCCGACACGCACAAGCAGAUGGAGAAGUUCCGUAAGGUCAGUUCAGACUCAGGUCGUCAUACCAAGGCGAGUUUUGACAAACUGAAGAAUGAUGUGUGUCAGAAGGUUGAUCUGCUCGGAGCCAGCCGCUGUAAUCUGCUCUCUGCGUUCUGACAAGCGUAUCAGACUACAUUGCUACAUUUCUGGGAGAAAGCCUCUCACACUAUGGUUGCUAUUCCUUUGAGGAGCUUCAAAGGCUGCCAGACUCAUGAGGCUUCAGCUCUGGGGGGUUCAGACUCUGCUGCAAAAAAGAAAAGUAAACAAAGAAACAUAUACAAAGCAGAAGAUGAGAUGAGCCAGAAGUGCACAGAUGAAACGUACCUGAUUUCAAUUGAAGAAGAAACCUGAGCAGAAAUGACGAGGCUUUCUCCGCGGCCAGAGAAGGACGGCUUGUUGAAUGAGAUUCUGGGCAGCAGUUCCCUGGAGGAUGGAGGUUUUCUCAAGCAGGAAUGGCACGAGGUGUUUGGGAAGACACUGGCCGGGAGUGAGCCCGCUUUUCUACCUUCUAAACUGCUCGUUGACCAGAACAUGAACGACUCCAGUCUGACAGUUGGGAUAACAGCCAUUCCACAGAAUGUUCCUGAAAGCUCAUCUGUAGCAAGUCAAAACUCUUCCAAACCUGCAUCUGUUUGCUGGAUCUGGAUCCUCUUUCGGAAUCUCCAGACGCGGGACGUCGAAUCACACGAAGAGCGUGAGCUUCUGAACGCUUUGAUCUGCUCCGAUACAGAUGUGCAUUUUUUACGCUCUUGUCGCAUUAACCGGAGCAGUCCACGCCAGAGGCCUACACAAGAGAGAUAUCUUCACGCCAUAUAG